Molecule: messenger RNA, 1440 nt
Organism: Coniophora puteana RWD-64-598 SS2
Lineage: Eukaryota; Fungi; Basidiomycota; Agaricomycetes; Boletales; Coniophoraceae
Exons: 5
Coding region: 17-1258 (413 amino acids)
Biological process (GO): positive regulation of catalytic activity
Cellular component (GO): fungal-type vacuole; cell periphery
Source: RefSeq, a predicted model, not a curated record
CUCCACCCCAAGUUCAAUGUCCGCAAGCCCCAAGAAAGGCCCUCCGACACCUUCUCUUUCAACAGCGAGUCUCACAGGGAACUUCAGUGUUCGUAGUAAUGCGCACGCGCCACCUUCCACAAUAAGAACAGUUAUUACUGCCCCGCCAUGGGCACAAGACGAACCACCUUCCCCCACAGAGCCACACGAUCCUGAUCGCCCCCGUCCUGUUGUCGAUCUUAGAAGCUCGGAUGUCACCUCUUCGCGCUCAUCCGUCGCUCUCGGCCAGGCAGGUCCAUCCACUCACUCACAUUGGUGGGCCUUUGCCCGGCCUCAUGCCGACGUAGGCGAAGCUUACCCGUUUGAAGGCUCUGGAGCAGGGUCCUUCAACCCAGACAAGAAAGCUGUCAGUUUCAAGGAACGUUCUCCCUGGCUCAUGUCUGGCACCCGAAGGUCCCCACAAGACCUCGCCAAAGACAGAGCGUUUCGUGAACAGAACUCAAACCUUUAUCUUGAUCUCCCUCGCCCUGACCCCUUCACUGUCUCACAAUCAAAGACCCCUGGCUGGGAUAUACCAUGGCAGUCAAAGGAGAUGUCUGCUCUAACUCAUGGAGACAAUCAUAGUCGCGGGGCACAGAGCGCACUCUCCCGCCCCGAUGAUACCGUCAGUCACAAGUCUAGGUCUCGCAAGAAGAGGUUUCGAGCUUUCUUGCUUUCCAACAUCUACGUCCCUUUACUUUUCAGAUUUGUUAACAUUACAUUCACUACUGCAGCAUUAGCCAUCGCCAUUCGAAUACGACAGCUAGAAAUGCGCUAUCAUGUCAUGGGCGUUGUCGGUAGUUCAGUGACGCUGGUGAUCAUUUUUGCCCCUCUAACGUUAGUCCACGUUAUGGUGGCAAUAUACCUAGAGUACUUCAGCCGGCCACUGGGACUCUGGCGCACCUCUGCCAAACUUGCACACACACUACUCGAGGUGUGCUUUAUCUGCGCAUGGUCCGCGGCACUCUCUUUGUGUUUCGACAACUUCUUCACUUCCCUUAUACCAUGUGCCUCGAUCAGCGACACUUCGUGGUACAAUCAGCUUGCGCGUCCUAGCCUCAAUCUACCUUCUCUUGGGCGCGGCGAAGGUGGUGUUGGCGACACUAUAUGCGACGACCAGCUCGUCCUCAUCUGCCUCGUUGGCGUUGGACUCAUCAUGUACUGCAUAAACCUCGUCAUCAGUUUAUUCCGCAUAUUUGAAAAAGUGAAAAAUUACGCCCACGGGCGAAGCGAACUUUAACUUAGGUAGCUCUCGACAUUGAUACCCAUCCACUCUUUUACCUCACGUUCUACUACAUUCAGCCUACUCGACCGCAUGUAUUUAUUCCCCCAUCUUAUAAACUCGCCAGAUAUCGAUAUCCUUAAGCAUAUAUGUACAUGUUCACGAGCACUACCGUGAUACUAGAGUAGCGUACUCUCUCU